ACUUUACUGGGUCCCAUCACACGCCACGUGUGAUGGGACCACAUGGACUGCCAGUACUCAGCCUCCACCGCUGGACAGGUGCAUUCGUGCUCGCGACGAUGAAGGGACCGGCGCGUCAUGGAAAUGGCGGCCAGAGCCGCGGGGUGUCGUCCUUGUCGGAGCUCAAGCAUCCGCUGCCUCCAAACUUUUUCGUAUGCCCGCAAACGACACCGCAGGAAGAGUCCGAGUGGAUUCAAACGGGGUUGCGUGCACUGACUGCGCUCGUGCGCGACACUCAGGUGACGGGCGGUCCAAUGCAGUGGACGUUGAACACGGACACGAACGGGCUCCAAAUCUACUGGGGAUCCGACAUCGGGAACUCGGACGUGACGCUCUUUAUGAGCGUCGCGGAGAUCGAAGCCUCUCUCGACGAAGCGGCCAAGCUCCACAUCGCCGACACGCCCGAGGCGUACCACGCAUACAUUGCCCGUUACAACAAAGACAUCAUCGACUGCGCGGUGCUCAAAACGCUCGCGCCUCCGACGAACGAACACCCGCACAACUACAUCGGCCUCAAGUGGCUCACGCUCGAGAUGCCGGUCACCAUUCGCAAUCGAGAUUUCACCUUUGUCGAGUGUCGCGACGAGUUUUCCAUUGACGGCGUGCGUGGGUGGGCGCGCGUGCUGCACUCGGUGGAUUUGCCUUGGGUCCCUGAACUGCGAGAAGCCAUGGGGAUCGUGCGCGCGUCCUACGAGAACUCUGGAGUGGUGUUCCAGGAAGUUGUGGGCAAGCCUGGCAUGCUGCGUGUGUCGCAGCUCUGGAACACCAACCUCCGGGGGUCCGUCCCGACGUGGAUUCAGCGCAUCGGGAUCAAGCGCCGCGCCAAGUCGGUCCUGGCCUACGACGUGUUUUUCCGCGCCAUGCGGCUUGCCAACGAACCGCUCCUUGAUCUGCAAGAGAUGGUGCCUCCGUCCAGCCGCCGCACGUGCUUUCUCUGCCAGCGCGCGUUCAACACAUUGUCGAAGCGACACAACUGCCGACGAUGUGGCCAGGUCGUGUGCCGCCGUUGCAACAAGCGAUGGGAAAUCACAGAUGCGCGUCAAGUCAUGCGAUACGUGCGUGUGUGCUUUCGGUGUUCCGCCGGCCCGCCCAUCGGCAACUCCCUCGACGACUCGGAAGACGAAGCGUCGGUCGUUCACCACGACGGCCACCACCACCACGAGAUAUCGGACGUGCGGUCGGAACCGACGUAUCGUCGGGCCAAGUCGUCGAGCCACGUCCAGCAGGGCCGUCCCAACUAUCAUGUCGACCACGAGCCGAAGCGCCACCCGUACGCGCCGCCGCACCAUCGCCAAGAGUCGUACCCACCUCAGUACGUCGUGCACCACCGACCGGUGGCCGUGCAAGCCCCGGGCAACUCGUACGACCAGCCCCAACUACCGCCACGCGACGACCAACAGAAGCAGCAUCCCACCACAUCGCACCACCGCCACCCGACCAAAGGGAAGCCCGCGCCAGCACUGAAACCCCAAGUGCAGCCUUUGCAGCACAAUCCGUGGGACGACAUCCCAUCCAUUCGAGACCUGCCCCCGUACCCUCACCACCACCCCAUGUACCACAACAACUACGCCAACAAUGACCACGGGUCCUCCACUGUGGCAAGGACGAAACAGCCGCACGACGACGAUAACCCGAGUCGGCAACGCCGCCCCCACCACCCAACGCCAUCCACUGCCUCCUCGAACCAGCCACCCCAGAGGGUCCCCCCUCGUGGCAGCGCAGACGACCGCACGACUGUAUCGAAAGCCCAGCUCGUCGACUUGUACAGACAGCUCAAGCACACCAAAAUUGGUAGUGGCUCGGCGACUCCCAUGUCCCAUGCUGAAUGACAGUGCCACGCUUUGUUUCAGUUGUCAGACAAGUAAUCCAUGUAUACGUGCGUUUGCCA
This is a messenger RNA of Aphanomyces invadans, 1927 nucleotides long. RefSeq lists its product as hypothetical. Bases 33 to 1868 code for a protein of 611 amino acids. Lineage: Eukaryota; Oomycota; Saprolegniomycetes; Saprolegniales; Verrucalvaceae. Gene Ontology annotation, molecular function: lipid binding; metal ion binding. The record is from RefSeq and is a predicted model, not a curated record. The transcript has 3 exons.